AUGGAUUUUACUUUCUCCCUCGCCCACUUCUGCGAAAUCCACGGUCCAACAUCCAUCCUUUGCACCCAACUUCUCCCUCCUUCGUGCCAGACAUGUACCACGACAAUAGGCCCUUACGCUGGCUAUUCCAGCGACGACUCUCCUCCAUCGUCUGCCCCUACGUCCUCGCCACCCUCCCGUACUAGUUCCCUAAAAGCCACCUCCCGAUCCAACGGCUACCUUUCCUCCUCCAGGUCUUCGAUAUCGCCGAAUGCAUCUCCUGUUGCUACCCCUCCCCUGUCGCCGAAACCGGGCCAUGCUUCGCUUUCCGGUUCUGUCAAUCAAUCGUUGUUGUCAACUGCUUCAUCCGGUUUGAGCGAUACCUGCGCCAACUGCAACCUUAGCUUACCGAAAAACCUCACCGAGCGAUUACCCUUAAAGGAUGGUAAGAAGGUACCGGUUUUGCGAUCCAAAGAGGUAGUCCUAGCCGGGGGUAGCGUUGAGGAGAGACGUCGACAUCAGAUGGAAGCCGAGGCGCAGCAGCAGCAGGCCCAACAGAGAACCUACCGACAUGGGAGGCGACAGUCUUACUACCAACCUAGGAGACCUGCUACUUCCGACCACGAGGAGCCGUAUAUGCAACAUCAACCUCGUCGACGGUCUCUCUCGUCCGCUUCGUCGUCGAAUUCUUCCUCCAAAUCCAACUUGAAUGAUGAUAUCGACUUUCCAUCGACGGCCUCCGAGGAGAGCCAGGAACUCUAUGACCGAUUCGAUGCUUACAUUCCACCUCACACUCACAACCUCACCUACCUUUCGGCCCGUUUCCCAUCUGCACCGGAAAAGUUUGCCGCUUUGAGAAGAGCCUGCGUCAGGACCCUGUCAUGCGAAGCUCUACCGGGCCAAACCGGACCGAUAUUUGUCGGUGACGAAUCCGCCGGUCACACAAUCGCAUAUGUCUUUCGACUGGUCGACCCUAAGAUUCGGAGCAACCGCCGUACAUAUGCCCUGUUAUGUUUGUGCCCAGAUGUCAAGAAGAUCGUUGCCGCAUACGGUUACAUCACAUCGGUGUUCGAGCAGCUAGUUGCCCGAAUCAAGAACCUUGCAUCUGAAGCGUCGCGCCCGGUGUCGCCUAACUCACACGACCAAGUUCGGCAGGAGCUUUCCGGGUCGACCAUUAUCAAACAUAGCACCUGUCCGGACGGAUUCCUAAGGCGGCCGGCGAGAGUCGAAAGAGGCAAGGAUCUGGCGGAGCUAGUUGGUCGGGAACAAUUAUUUGUCGAGGUCCACGCUUGCUUUGCCACAUUGCUAGGGGCCUUGGCAAGAAGGUUCGGGUGCUUGGAUGCCAGUUACCCACUUGUUACCGCCUCGCCGACCUCAUCAUAUACGGGCAUUCCCGGAAGUGUGACAUCAGGAAGGUUGGUUGUUGAUGAAAGGGAGUGCGAGAAGGCGAAGAGGGAUAGAGGAGAUCUCAGGAGAGGUGUCUACACUUGA
Molecule: messenger RNA, 1470 nt
Organism: Orbilia oligospora ATCC 24927
Lineage: Eukaryota; Fungi; Ascomycota; Orbiliomycetes; Orbiliales; Orbiliaceae
Exons: 2
Coding region: 1-1470 (489 amino acids)
Biological process (GO): positive regulation of GTPase activity; positive regulation of TORC1 signaling
Cellular component (GO): cytosol
Molecular function (GO): GTPase activator activity
Source: RefSeq, a predicted model, not a curated record